Molecule: messenger RNA, 1830 nt
Organism: Triticum urartu
Lineage: Eukaryota; Viridiplantae; Streptophyta; Magnoliopsida; Poales; Poaceae
Source: RefSeq, a predicted model, not a curated record
AUGCGGCUAGGCGCCACCCGACAGUGAACAGACAGCGCACGGCAACGACGCACCAUCAGUCACGCACCCUCCACCCAAGUCGCCGACUCCCGCCGUCGCGAUCGCGGCGGCCGCCGGCAAUGUCUUGGCUCGCGCGCUCCAUCGCCAACUCCCUCCUAUCCCCCGACAUCCCCGAGGCCGACGGCGAAGACCCCCGCGCCUCCGACUCCACCUCCCCGGGCUCACCCCCUCGCGGCGUCCGCGAGGACCUCUCGGAGCUCACUGACGCCCUCGCCCACCGGUUCCAGGGCCUUGCCUCCUUCCUCGCGGCGCCCACUCCCGCAGGAAGCGGCGGCGCACCCCGCGGGCUGAACCCGUCCGAUAUUGCGGGGCGCUUCCGCCUGGGGCUCGCGCGGCUCCCGGGCCGCCAGGCCGUGGCAGAUCUCGCCAAGAACGCGUCCUCUCUACUGCACCCGGACGAAUACUGGGGCGGGUCGGAGGCCGCCGGGGCUACCGAGGACGUGGUCGCCUUCGCGCGGGACGCCGCCAUGCGGCCCGAGCUCUGGCUGGACUUCCCCCUUCUCCCCGACGACGCGGACUCGGACGAUUUUGACAUUAGUGAUGCGCAGCAAGAUCACGCGCUGGCCGUCGAGAGCAUGGCGCCGGAGCUGGCAGAUCUGAGGAUCGAACUCUGCCCAAGCCACAUGAGCGAGGGCUGCUUCUGGAAGAUAUACUUUGUGCUACUGCACCCUAAGCUCACAAAGGAAGAAGCCGAGCUUCUUUCUACUCCUCAGAUUUUGGAAGCUAGAGGGAAGUUGUCACAAAAUUCGCAACAUCGGACAAAGCUAGAGAGCAACGAAGACACAGUGGCUCUGACUUUCAGUAAUGGAGAUGGUACUGUACCUAUACCUGUAGAGGUGGUCAGCGUAGUAAAAGAUCAAGAUGCUUCCGGCAGGCCCACAGCUUUGGGCAAUGUAGAUUAUGGUAUACUUGAAUCGAUUCCUCUGGAAGAGCUAGCAAAAGAUACAGUCAGUGAUGCUGGAGCUGUUCCUUCAGAUAAAAUCAGCAGUGGCGUGCCUGUACAGCUAUUGCCGGUAUUAAGAGAUGCCACUGAGUUCUCAGUCUCACAAUCAAGGAUGGGAGAAACCAUUCACACUCCCUCUAAAGAACAUCCCACUGGGUUCUCACAAUCUAGCAUUGAAGAAAGAACACCCGACUCAAUUACAGAUGAUGUUGUAGCAAAUGAGCAGUGUGUACCAUUUGUAGACAGUGCUCCAUCGGAAGAAGAUCAACAUAAAUGGUCAUUGAGUGACCUCAGCGAGCAAUCAAGAGUUGUCACUCAAAAGUCCCAUAACGAUGGCACUGAUGAUGAUGGGGAUGAAUGGCUGGAAGAGGACACGGCUGGUCCAGGAAGCACGCACAUUCCAAUAGUAGGCGACGAUGAGGAUAUAUCUUUCAGUGAUCUGGAGGAAGAUGACUGAUGUAGCAUGAUAUCAAUGGCGAGCUUGGUCAUCACCGUCUUGGUGCUUCUGGUUCGAAGCGAUAUGUAUAUGUGGGCUUGGGUUCUGUCCACUGUAUGGUCUCAUGGAUCUGCUAUGAUCAAUGCCCACUGCAGCAGGAUUGUUCACCUUCUGCUCAUAUCUCUGUGCCGCCAAGAUCAGUUUCGCGGUCUAGUUCUCCCUUGUGGCAACUAUGCCUGUUGUACAGUGUGUAGAGAGCACAUACUUGUGCAUGUGGUUGUUUGGAUCAACACUUUGAUUCUUGGAUCAAGCGUGUGUCCUGACAAUGAUGAUGGGAACUCAAGUAUUCUUAUGUUUCGGUGAAAAAAAAAAGGAAAAACAGUUAAUGUCA